AUGCUCAAUCGCUUGCGUGGGACUUCUCUGUUACAGGGCUCGGUGCUAUCAAGGUAUGCGAGUCAUUCGGGCGUCAAGACCCUAAGGUGUCAGCGCCUUUUGGCUUCAAAUGUCAGAUCCCUUCACAACAGUUCAAUGCUGAGGCAAGAGAUCCAAAAAGAUCCCAAAAGGGGGUUUUUCACUGAUAGGUUUGGAAAAUUUGUUAGGUUCUCGAUUUUCACCACUGGUGUUUUAGUUUCAUCAGUGGGAAUCUCGUUGGUGGCAUUUUUUCUCUACGACGCUACCACGUACAAGGACAGCGAGAUCCCAGAUUUUAUAGAAGUACCGAAAACUGCUCUCUCGCCCGAACUAGGAGGCCCCGAAAACUUGCCAAUUUUGCGAGACAACUUGGAUGCCUACGACUCAGAAACUAAAGAAAAACUAUCUUAUAGACCUAAGUUGGUAGUGUUGGGCUCUGGAUGGGCAUCAGUCGGUGUCUUGAAAGCACUAGCACCUGGAGAAUAUGACGUAACGGUCGUUUCGCCCCAGAACUACUUUCUGUUCACUCCUCUCUUACCUUCAGCUGCGACCGGAACGCUUGAGCUUAAGUCUCUGAUGGCCUCGAUCAGAAAGCUUGUCAACACUGUGAGCGGUCAUUACUUAGAAGCUAAAGCCGAAAAAGUAGAAUUCGCUGAAAAACUUGUCAAGGUAUCGCAAUUCAAUGCUCAAACCGGAGAAAAGCGUUACUUUUAUGUUCCUUAUGAUAAACUGGUGAUUGCUGUGGGUUCUACCGCUAACACACACGGUGUUGAAGGUUUGGAAAAUUGUUCCAGGCUCAAGACAGCAGAGGAUGCGAUCGCUUUAAGGAGAAAAAUCAAGGACAAUCUAGAAAUCGCUUGUUUGCCCACCACCACUGACGAAGAACGCAAAAACAUUCUGAGCUUUGUCGUGUGCGGUGGUGGACCAACGGGUGUGGAGUUUGCCGCUGAGGUUUUCGACCUGAUGAACGAGGAUUUGCCUAAAAUUUACCCAAGAAUUUUGAGACAACAGGUAUCUGUCCACAUUAUACAAUCUAGGUCGAACAUCCUGAACACUUAUGACGAAACCAUUUCUGAGUAUGCGAUGCAAAGGUUCAAGAAGGACGAUAUAGACGUUUUGACCAAUUCUAGAGUGCACAAGAUUCUACCCGAUCGUGUACUUUUCACCCAAAAAAAUAAGGAGACUGGGGAGAACGAGCUGAAGGAGCUUCCUUUUGGAUUGUGCCUGUGGUCCACUGGAGUCGCCCAAAAUCCUUUGGCGAAGCAAGUCGUUCAGGACUUGUCCACGUUUCAAAGAAACAGAAGGGCUAUCGAAACCGAUUCCCACUUGCGUGUUCUCGGUGCUCCGUCUGGUGAAGUCUAUGCUAUCGGUGAUUGUGCUACGGUCAGAACAGACCUCGCAGAACACGCUGUUGAGUUUGUGAGGCAGUUUAUUGUAAAUAAACACCUGCAUCCUGCCAGAAGCAAAAUCAUCACCGAUGAUGACAUCAAGCACCUCUCCAUCUCCUAUGAAGAAAUUCAGGACUUGGCCAGAGAACUGGUCAAAAGACAUCCUCAAACAAGAGAGUUUCUAUACAAUGUGGAAGAAAUUUUGCCAAAAUACGAUGUCACCAGCUGUGGUACAUUGAACUUCAACCAGAUCACAGAGCUUCUGAGCGACGUCGAAAGCAAGGCCACUUCCAUGCCAGCCACCGCGCAAAGAGCUCAUCAACAGGGUAAAUAUAUCGGGAAGAAGCUCACCAAGGUUUCUAGGAGCUCAGAUACCGCUCGUGUGAACGAAGCUCCCCAGUUGAUCGCCGACGAAUCCGUCUACAAAGCCUUCAAGUAUGUGCAUCUCGGCUCGCUGGCCUACAUUGGUAACUCUGCCGUAUUUGACAUUCCUGGAUACUCUUUCGUUGGUGGACUGAUCGCCAUGUACCUGUGGAGAGGUAUUUACUUUGCUCAAACCGUCUCGCUACGCACAAGAGUUCUUCUUUUCAUGGACUGGCUCAAGAGAGGCUUCUUCGGGAGAGACAUUUUGACCGUUUGA
This is a messenger RNA of Lachancea sp. 'fantastica', 2046 nucleotides long. The record is from the annotation of a GenBank genome assembly. Lineage: Eukaryota; Fungi; Ascomycota; Saccharomycetes; Saccharomycetales; Saccharomycetaceae.